AAUUAAAGAUUUCCCGAAAUGCACUAGCAUCCAGGAAAUACCAGGCGGGGAAUAAGAAAAGUAUCACCAUGCGAGAUUUCUUCCUGCUAUAUUUAAUGAGUUUAAACAUCUAAAAUACACGAAAAUAGUUUGCGAAAACGUUGAAGUCUGCAGUUGGGAAGUUUUGGAUCUAUUUGGAAAAGUUUCCGUGUUUGUCUGAGUAUGUUGUGAAUAACGACAAAAAAGCGGAUUUGGCCUUCACGCGGGCGUUCAAGCUAACCGUUGUGUUAGCGGUGAUGCUGGGUUGGUUGUUCUCCAGUUGACGGUAAAUGUUUGCGUCUUAAGCGAAAAAUGUCUGGCUUUAACUUUGGAUCGGGUACUCUUGGGUCCACCAACACGGGUGGAGGAUUCGCCUUUGGUGCCGCAACCAGCGCGCCUGCUGCCAGUACCGCUGGCUUCUCUUUUGGGACUGCUCUGGGUACACCAGCUGCAGCCCCUGCUUCCACCACCAGCACCACCCCAGCUCUUGGCCUAGGAGGCAGUCUUUUUGGUCAGAAACCUCCUGGAGGAUUCUCUUUCAAUACACCUGCCUCAAGUGCUGCUGCACCCACUACUGGCCUUACGUUAGGUGCCCCAGCUACGACAGCUACUACUGGCUUCGGCUUGGCUUUCAACAAGCCCACCGCCUCAGCAACACCCUUCUCCCUAACCACCACUACCACCUCCUCGACAGCCACUGCUGGGGCAGGUUUAACGUUUGGCUCUGUCCUGACAUCUACCGCUCCCCAGCAGCCUGCAGCCACAGGUUUCACGCUUGGUCUAGGUGGCACAACCACCACCACAGCAGCUGCAGCAGGCCCAUCACUGGGUGGGGGCCUCUUCUCUAACACUGUGUCUACAGGUUUGGGUCAAGCCACUCUUGGAGGAGGAGGUGGAUUAACGUUAGGUUCUCUAUUGGCAACGUCCACAGCAGCAGCAGCAGCAGCAGCAGCAGCAGCAGCAGCAGCCCCUGCCCCAAGUAUUGGCUUGGGUGGAGUCGACUUCAGUACAUCUUCUGAGAAUAAGAGCAACACAUCGUCUGGAGCUAAUGCACAAGACAGUAAAGCUUUAAAAGAUGAGAACCUCCCCCCAGUUAUUUGUCAGGAUGUUGAAAAUUUUCAAAAAUUUGUGAAAGAGCAGAAGCAAGUUCAGGAGGACAUAAGCAGGAUGUCAUCAAAGGCCAUUUCUAAAGUCCAAGAUGACAUCAAGAGCCUCAAACAGCUUCUCUCUGUCAGUGCCAGCGGUCUGCAGCGCCAAGCUCUGGCUAUAGACAAACUGAAGUUGGAGACAGCGGAGGAGCUGAAAAAUGCAGACAUCGCACUGCGUACACAGAAGACACCUCCUGGACUUCAACAUGAGAACACAGCCCCAUCAGAUUAUUUCCGUAGCCUGGUAGAGCAGUUUGAGGUGCAGUUGCAGCAAUAUCGGCAGCAGAUAGAAGAACUGGAAAACCAUCUGACAACGCAGAGCAGUGGUUCCCAUAUCACUCCUCAGGAUUUGACUUUGGCCAUGCAGAAGUUGUACCAAACAUUUGUUGCCCAGGCUGCCCAGCUCCAGUCAGUCCAUGAGAAUGUAAAGAUUUUGAAGCACCAGUACCUUUCCUACCGCAGAGCCUUCCUGGAAGACUCCACUGACGUCUUUGAGUCCAAACGAGCAUCUAACAGGAAAUGGCAGAGUUCGUCGCGAGUCACAACGGGGCCCGCCCCAUUCUCCAGUGUGCCCAAUGCUGCAGCUGUUGCCAUGGCAGCCACGUUGACCCAGCAACAGCAGCCAACUCCAGGGACCCAGGCACCCUUGGGGGCAGGGUUUGGAAACCCCUUUGCCUCGGCAGUGGGCACUAGCUUGGGCUCUUCUACCCUUGGAGGUUUUGGUGGUGGGCCAGGAUUUGGUGGGGUGGGGACUGGGGGGUCUUCUUUUGCCUUCUCCACCAGUAAGCCCACAGGAGGCAGUCUGAGUGCAGGUUUUGGAAGUAGCAGCAGCUCAGGCUUUAACUUCAGUAACCCCGGCAUCAACCCCUCGGCCGGCCUGACCUUUGGCGUGUCCAACCAACCCGCUGUCGGCUUUGGCACUGGAACACCCCUACUCCAGCUGAAGAAGCCCCCUGCUGGUAACAAAAGGGGCAAGAGAUAGAAAUGAGAGAAGACAGAACCCUGUGACUGAGCAGCUGACCAGCUUAGGGCUUGUAUCAAAUGAGGUCUGGUCUCUCAAAAGCAUAUAAGCAGCGCUCAAAUGAUCAUUAGAUUAUAGAACAGAGGAAAUGCAAAUUUGAGGAAAACAUCAGGGAAGUGCUUGGACUUAUCUGACAGAAACAGAAGACUACGGUUUUCAAAUCAUUGGGAGGUAUAUGCUCAGUAAUCAUGAAGAAAAAGAAAAUCCUAUUGAGCAACCAGCAUUCUUUCAUUCACUAGUCUGUGAUGUCCACUGUUCUACAUUGAUUUGAUUCCAUUGCAGUCACCAACAUGAACAGCUUCCUUUCAUUCAUUUCAACGAUGAAUUUAGUUUUAUACUUGUACUUUACACUCAGUCACUUUGACCACCAACUGUCAGAAACUGGAAUUGCCCAUUGAGUACAUGACAAGCUUUUUUUUUUCUUUUGACAGGGUCAUUGUUGCUUCUGGUAAGAAAAGUGGGACCAAAUCAAUCAAUACAGUCAACAGUGGCAUGUAAACAAAGGAUACAGCAGCAUUUGUUAAUUUAAUCUUAUGCCCAUUUGCAUUGCCUCAAAAAGUUCCCUGCACUCUCUGGUCUGUGGUGCUACAGUGCUUUUGGGAAUGCCAGAUAAGGACAGAGCCGGGUCACUUUCAAAUCAUUCACUUAUCUGUGAGGAGUUGCUUUAGUCUGAAUAUUGUAAAAGAUAAACAUGUUUUUUGCGCUUUGAGGUGGACAGUCUAGUCGGUUCCAUUGUCUGUCAGUCACAGAGCUGCACUUGAAUGCUUCUCAAAUGAUGACUUGGCUCAAGUCUUGUCCAGGGAAGGGAGAGAUAAGGUAAAGGGAAAGAAGCUUAUGGAGUGACAGUUGGUUGGGAACAGCAUAGUCCCUGUCUGAAAGUGUCAAUAGGGAGUAUUAUCUGAUUCUAGAUAGUUUUAUACACAGGAGUGCCGAGGGUGGGUUUUUGGGGAAGCACAGUUUUAUUUUUGUAUCAAGUAGAGAAAGAGCUGACAUUCGCGCUGGAGUAGAGGGGGACUAGCGCCUUGUGACAGUCCGUUAUCUAGUCCACAUAACCUGUGUUGUUUUGCUACAAUCCAUCCUUAUCAUUGUUUAAUAUUUACUUUUAGACACACUUUGUUUGCCCCUGUGUGCUAUUGUAAGAACUUGGGAUAGGAAUCGCUGUACUCUUUGUAUUACUUGGCCCCCAUUAGAUGUUAAGUUAGUUAAAUCUGAAAGGGAUUUCACAGUGCAUAUUCUACCUGCUCAAUUUAUACAUGUGCUAGAACAAAUUUGCACUCACCAGUGUAUGUGACCUGACAGUGAUUGCGUGAAUGUGCAUGUGUGCCUAUCGCACAAGUUUGAAUUUGUCUCUUUUGUCUGUCAUGAUACUUUUGAGUGUUGGGGUUGGAUCAGGGGAUGUUCUGCUUUUUUAAAGUGUCCAUGUCACUUCUGUUACCAAACACUGGUAAUUGUACUAUUAUUUUCUAAUCACAGUCUGUGGAAUCCUGUAUUUUCAAGAAGCUGUUUAUUAAUAAAAUCUUCAAUAUGAUGUUUUGCCUGUUUGUGGCAUCACUUCAAUAAAUGUGUGUUGACACAGAAA
This is a messenger RNA of Acanthochromis polyacanthus (spiny chromis), 3766 nucleotides long. It is a transcript of the gene nup58, whose product is annotated as nucleoporin 58. NCBI's taxonomy places the organism in Eukaryota, Metazoa, Chordata, Actinopteri, Pomacentridae. The coding region runs from base 331 to 2148 and encodes 605 amino acids. The transcript is spliced from 14 exons. Gene Ontology annotation, cellular component: nuclear pore. The record is from RefSeq and is a predicted model, not a curated record. Gene Ontology annotation, biological process: nucleocytoplasmic transport. Gene Ontology annotation, molecular function: structural constituent of nuclear pore.